Molecule: messenger RNA, 3864 nt
Organism: Cryptosporidium ubiquitum
Lineage: Eukaryota; Apicomplexa; Conoidasida; Eucoccidiorida; Cryptosporidiidae
Product: secreted insulinase-like peptidase
Exons: 1
Coding region: 1-3864 (1287 amino acids)
Molecular function (GO): metal ion binding
Source: RefSeq, a predicted model, not a curated record
AUGUUUGUGAACCGGAAUAUUUUAUUUUUUUUUGCACUGGUUUUUUUAUUUUUUUUUAACUCUAAACAAUGUAUUAUUGAGAGUUGUGUGGAAGGGUUUUCUUUUGCAAAUCUAGUUAAUGAUCAUAUUCCCAAAAACUCACAAAUUAAAUCAAUUAUAGAUGAUGAAAAAUUUAUAAAGUCCAAGACUGACAAAGCAAAAUAUCGCUACAUUAAACUUAAAAACGGUUUGAAGGCUUUUAUAGUAAGCAAGGAAGAUGCAGUAAGGUCUGAAGUUGCAAUUUCAGUGGAUGUUGGGUUUAAUUAUGACCCUCCAAAAAUCAUAGGAUUAUCCAAUUUGGUGCAGCAUAGUCUUUUAUUAGCCUCUCAUAAAUACCCAAAUAUAGACGAAUUCCACAACUUUAUUAAACUACUGAACGGAAAAAUAUAUUUGGAUCUGCAUGAAAGAUCCACAGUAUAUUCUUUUACAAUAGGUACAGAAUACCUGAGUGAAAGCAUAUUCAGAUUUAGCAGCUAUUUCCAUAGGCCUUUAUUAAACAAUGACUCUAUUAAUAAGGCAAUGCUAACAAUAUUUAGCCAUUUAAAUAAAAUAAAAAGAAAUGAGUUUUGGGUAAGAAGAGAAAUUGAAAGAGAAAUAUUUGGUAAAAAUAAAAACGUUGAUACUUUUUAUUAUGGAAAUAAAAACACUUUAUUAAAUAACCCAAAUUUAGCAGAGGGUGAAAUUUAUGAAAAGGUUCGUCACUAUUUCUCGAAAUAUUAUGGCCCUAAUAACAUGAAGUUGGCUUUAGUUGGAAGAGAACCCCUUGAAAAAUUGGAAAAGUACGUAAUUCAGAACUUUGCUCGCAUUAAAAGUAAUGGACUCAACAUAGUGAGCGUAGAAGACAGCUAUAAGUACAUUGUAAAUCCCUUUAUUCGAAUUUCAGGAAAUAUUAUAACUAUUAGGAGGUUAAGAAAAACUGAAAUAAACACAAUAAAUCUCCGAUUUCCAAUUGAUCUGCAGGUAGUCAAUUGGAGGAGAGUCCCUACUUUGUACUUAAAGUACCUUCUGGAUGGAAAUUUUAAGGGAAUUUUGCGUAAAUACUUAAAGUCUAUUGGAGUUUUUUCUCCAAUUAAGGUAGGAGUGGUAUCUUACGAAGGAUUUUCAACGUUGGAUAUAUCAAUAGAUCUCUAUAAUAAUCAAUUAAAACAUUCUUGGAAGGUAGUUAAAGCAAUAAUAUCAACAGUAAAGUGUCUAGUUGAAAUGCCUGUAUCAGAGAAAAUAUUGCUUGAAGCAAAGAAGAUAACAGAUAUAAUUUUUAAUUACAGAGAGUCUGAAUUUACAAGAGAUCUUGCAUACAAUAUAGUUUAUAAGGCCAGUGAAUACAAAGUUAAGCCUCACGAAAUAAUAUAUGCAGAUGAAAUCAUGGAAAUUGUUGAUGCUUCGUUUGUAAAAUCUUUUAUUAAUUCAAUAAAAAUUGAACAAGUUUCAAUAUUCUUCUUUACUCCUUCAUUAUCAACUAAAAAAAUCCCAAGUGAAUACAAUGUAUUCAGAACAAACUUUUACUCUAAAAGCUACAAUACUCCAAGUAUAGAUAUAACUCCAAAUGGAGUUGAGUCUCCUGGAAAUAAGGCACAAAGUGGGACUCAAGUUAUUUUAUGGUUUUAUAAUACAAUCAAACACUAUUUGAUAAAAUUUCUGACAUUUAUAUUCCGUAAAGAAAUUCAAACAGAUGAUGAUAGCAUUAAGAAAGAAAUCUCUACCCAAGAUUUCGAGCAGGAACCAGACGAGAUUAACGAGGAAAACUCUUUUGUAAAAUGUAGCAUGGUAUUCAAGUCUAAGAAUCUACUCUCAGAUUAUUGUAUUAAUCAAUUUCCAAGUAAUUUCUUUAAAGAUAUCCACAACUUAACUAUUUAUGAAAUUUAUAAUAUUUAUAAUUUAGACAUUUAUACCCCUAACCCAUACACACCUAAUGAUUUAUCUUUAAUACCAAACUUGGAUGAUACUAAAACGAUUCCUCAGCCUCUAAUACUCUCUAUUAAAAAAUUCUUGAACAAUAAUAUUGAAAACCUUAAUAAUGGGGAACUUAUAAGCUUAGGAAGGAAUUUUUCUAAGCUAGAAUUGAACAGUAAUCAUCAUAUUUCUUAUCGCAAGAAAGAGUUAAAUAAAGAUCAUUUUAAUCAUUCUGAAUUAACUAAAAACACUCAAAAAAAUUUGACUGAUUUAGAAAUAGAGAAUAAUAAUGAAAUUUCGAAGAAGAUUGAUAAGGAUAUAGAACAGGGGAUAAAAAAAGUAAACAUUAAGCGAUUUGACUUUUAUUCAAAUAUAAUUUACUUUUACUAUAAAAAUUCAGCAGAACAAUCUUUCCCUGAGACCGGAGUCACAAUUAGGAUUCAAACCCCAAAGAUCAAUUCAAAAAUAGGGAGUCAUCCAAAAGUACUCAAGGUAAUACCAAAACUAGUGGUUGCUAUUGAAAUCCUUUGCGUGUUAUUAAAAAUUUCUUUAGAAGAUGAAAUAUAUAACUUCAGAGUUGCAAAGAACGAGUUUAAAAUUUCAAGUUUUACCGAUUACACUUAUAAUAACCUCCCAAAUGGGUUUGAAAUUCAGCUAAAGGGCUUCUACGAUGUUAUUCCUGUGUUUCUGAGAAGGUUUGCAACACAUCUCAGCCAUCCAUUCAAUUAUUUUACUACUGAUAUGUUUAGAGAGGCUCUAAACCACAUGAAUAGUUAUUUAUAUCAGCAGGUUUACUUCACUCCCUCUAUUACAAAAACUUUGUUAAUUUUGCGAUCCAUCACAGAAAACCAACCUUUGACUCCUUAUGACAGGUUGAACGAACUUAAAUACAUUACUUAUCAGGACGUUGCAGAACUCAGUGAGUUUUUUGCAAGGCAAGGGCAAAUAGAAGGCUUGUUUAUGAACAGUAUUGACCCUUUGGAGGCAGGACUAAUUGUUAAUGACUUUUUGGAUCAACUUGGAAGGAAUAUUGUAGUUUCAGGGACUAUUUCCUUGACUGUUAAUAAGCGUGGGGUUGAAAUCAUAGAUCACAAACUUUUGAAAAACGUCUUUAGAAGAGAAUCUGAAGAAUACUCGAUUGAAAACAUGCUUGUUCCCAUUUCUAAUGCAGGAAAGAGCUACUUUAAUAGUUACGAAGUUUUGGAUAUGACAACCCUACCAUUAUGGCUUUGGAAGAGUUAUAAAUUCGAGUACUCAAGCAUUGAUGAGGAGAAGUCGGUUUCCUCAUUAGCUUUGCUGAUAGGAACUAAAACACCUUUUACUAUCUCUUUAGUAACUCUGUUAUGCAUAUUUCUGUCAGAUUUGCUCAAUGAGUUCUUAAAGAGGAUUUCAAACGAAAACGAUUCAGUGGCUGCCUUUACGGCAUCCCACUACUCUUCUCUAACCUUUGUUGUCAUCCAAGUUGAGUCUUACUCAAAAGACGUCGCAAGCCUUUCUGAGUUUCUUAUCAUGUUCAUUAAUGAGAUUUUUGAAACCCCAUAUAUAAUUGAAAAGAAUCUUUUUUAUAAAGUCAGGAGAGAUUGCAUUAAUAAAUUCAAGAACCUUCCUAACAAAAUCGAACUCUUUUCAGUAUUGUUCUUGACAUUUGUAGAAGGUAGCGAUUUCCCAUUUCAAUGGAUUGAAAAAGUUAUCCACACUAUGGAGACUCUAUCUUACGAUAGAUUUAUUAAAUCUGUAAAAUUUUUGAACAUGGCUCCUCAGAUUAUUAUUGCAGUCCAAUCUAAGAUCUCCAAUAGGACCCAUAGGAUUGAGAAGUAUGUCCCCAAGGGUUUUACAAUGCUUAAUAGUACGGAUGAUCUACUUAAUCAGAAGAACCUAUAUAUUUACAAACUACCGAUAAAUAUUUCAAGAAACGUUUUAUCUCAAGAGUUAUAA